AGGAAGCUGCGUUUUGUACUUCCGGUACCGCCUCUUCCGGCGCUAGCGGCGGCUUCGCGGAAGUGAGCGGCACACGUGUGUUUGCUAGGGGUCCGGUAGCGAUGGACGCCUUGGAUAAAGUCAUAAAGCCUAAAACAAAAAGGGCUAAGAGAUUCCUUGAGAAGAGAGAACCAAAAGUCAGUGAAAACAUUAAGAAUGCCAUGCUGAUUAAAGGGGGAAAUGCAAAUGCAACCGUGACUCAAGUGCUCAGAGAUGUGUAUGCACUGAAGAAACCAUAUGGAGUUCUGUAUAAAAAGAAAAAUAUUACAAGACCAUUUGAGGAUCAGACAUCACUGGAGUUCUUUUCAAAGAAGUCAGACUGUUCUUUAUUCAUGUUUGGCUCCCAUAAUAAGAAGAGGCCGAAUAAUCUAGUAAUAGGUCGUAUGUAUGACUACCAUGUGCUGGAUAUGAUCGAACUAGGUAUUGAGAAAUUUGUGUCUCUAAAAGAUAUUAAGACUAGUAAGUGCCCUGAGGGAACAAAACCCAUGUUGAUAUUCGCUGGUGAUGAUUUUGAUGUAACAGAAGACUAUAGAAGAUUAAAAAAUCUUCUUAUUGAUUUCUUCAGAGGCCCCACAGUGUCCAAUGUCCGACUGGCUGGAUUGGAGUAUGUUCUGCACUUCACUGCUCUGAACGGGAAGGUUUACUUUCGAAGCUAUAAGCUGCUGCUGAAGAAAUCUGGUUGCAGGACACCACGAAUUGAACUGGAAGAGAUGGGACCAUCGAUGGACCUGGUUCUGAGGAGGACACACUUAGCAUCAGAUGACCUUUAUAAAUUGUCCAUGAAAAUGCCCAAAGCUCUCAAGCCAAAGAAGAGAAAGAAUAUCUCCCAGGAUACUUUUGGUACAACGUUUGGAAGGAUUCAUAUGCAGAAGCAAGACCUAAGCAAACUACAGACCAGGAAAAUGAAGGGGUUGAAGAAGCGACCUGCAGAGACAGGGACAGAAGACCAGGGGAAAAAAUCAAAGAGAAUGAAGAAAAACUAGUGGAACCUAACUGAGAGUGACCACUUUCUUGUGGUUGCUUACUGAGAAUUGUUCAACUGAGUCUGUUCAGUUUCCUCAUAGGAAUUGGUGUUUAUUUGGAGGGGUGGAGGUGUGACAAGACCUCACACUGUAGCCCAGGCUAGCCCCAGCACUUGAGUGCUGCAAUUACAGGCGUGUACCACCAUACUCAGCAGAUUGUAUAUUUCUGUAACAUAAUUUAUUACUUAAAUUUUAUACAAAAUUAAUUAAUAUGCGUGUGGGAGCACGUAUGUCAUGGUUUGUGUGUGGUCAGAAGCCAGCUGGGGACUCGGUUGUCCCCGUGGGCAUUGAACUUGGUCACUCAGUUUGUCAGGCUCCGCAGUAAGUACCUUAAUCCACUGAGUUUCUCCACUGGCCCAAUUUAUUACUUAUCGUUAUGAACGGUAACACUGCAAGUUUAAAACAGGCUUCUUUACCUGUGCCAUUGGGUCCCAGUGUACUUGCUGCCUGUGCUUGGGGUGAUAGCCCUCUCUCCAAGUACUUCUUUUUGACUGUGUGAGAACCGGGGGCCACCCCAUCUGUGGACAGGUGGUGCUGACUGCAGUAACUUGGGCAAUAGGAGAAGUGAGGUGGAGUCGGUGUGAGUGCUUGGCAGGGCUUUAAUGGGGGAGGGGGGCUCCUGAGAGGGCUUACCACACCGAGUGAUCAGGCUGACCCCGACCGCGCGCGCGCGCGCACACACACACACACACACACACACACACACAACACUGGUCGUAACUGGUGUAGUGUGUAUUCUUAGGAGGAGCUGAGAGGCUGUUAGAGAUGGGGAUGGACACACACACACACACGCACGCACGCACGCACGCCACUGGUUGUAACUGUGGUGUAGUGUGUAUUCUUAGGAGGAGCUGCCUUGUGUAAGAUGCCAGUCAGUGGCCAGUUUGUCCUGGGAGACAUGAUGCCCCUGGGGUCCUUACAGUAUAGUACACCUGCUCUUGAUGGUGGAGCUGGUCCUUAUAUAGUGGGGGUUGAGGACAGCCAUACAUCACUCAAGUAGGGAAUGGCACCACACACUGACGAGAGUGGACGGGAGGGAAAGACAGGCACACUUUCUAGUAACAACAGGUGGUGGAUCCAGACCGAGAGCUUUCCAGCCCUGACCUCCUGUGCUGGUCCCUGCCUCACAUUAGAUAUUAGGCAGCAGUGUGAAUCCCAGGGAAUGCGUGCCCUACUCCAAUACACAGCUGCAGCUUGACCUGGUUUUACUCUUACUGUUUUGCUAGAAAUCUUACUAACUAGAAGAUUUAUCAGGGUUGGAUUGGUUAUGCAUGGCUUUGAUUCCACCGCUAGGGAGGCAGAGGCAGGCAGAUGCCUGUGAAUUGGAGGGGCUAUGCAGUGAGACCCCAUCUCAAAAGAAUCUGGAUUCGUGGUUUAAAGCAGGUUAUUAAAGUGACUCUGUGACCGUU
Mesocricetus auratus (golden hamster) is the source of this 2470-nucleotide messenger RNA. RefSeq names its product ribosome production factor 2 homolog (gene Rpf2). The transcript is spliced from 10 exons. Bases 102 to 1022 code for a protein of 306 amino acids. Lineage: Eukaryota; Metazoa; Chordata; Mammalia; Rodentia; Cricetidae. The record is from RefSeq and is a predicted model, not a curated record. Gene Ontology annotation, molecular function: rRNA binding. Gene Ontology annotation, cellular component: nucleolus. Gene Ontology annotation, biological process: maturation of LSU-rRNA from tricistronic rRNA transcript (SSU-rRNA, 5.8S rRNA, LSU-rRNA); ribosomal large subunit assembly.